Vavraia culicis subsp. floridensis is the source of this 1478-nucleotide messenger RNA. RefSeq lists its product as uncharacterized. NCBI's taxonomy places the organism in Eukaryota, Fungi, Microsporidia, Pleistophoridae. Bases 1 to 1359 code for a protein of 452 amino acids. The record is from RefSeq and is a predicted model, not a curated record. The transcript has a single exon.
AUGCUGGAGAUGAUGGAGGUAUUCGUGGCUUUUUGCCAUAUCAUGGUAAUAAUUUGUAAACCUGCAAACGAAGUGGAUGAUAGAGCAUAUAAGAAUUAUGAACUUAAAGAAACAUUUAGAACAUGGAAAGGUAGAAGUACGCAAGAGAAUGCAUCAACGGACACUGGGAAUAUUUUGGUGGAUGGGCCGCUGAACAGGUGUAAUAACAACGAAAAUGACACUGGGAAUAUUUUGGUGGAUGGGCCGCUGAACAGGUGUAAUGACAACGAAAAUGACACUGCAAGAAGGCCUGCUUUUGAUAUAAACAAAAUUAGUCAUGUGGGCGGAACGAUGAACAGAAAUAACCCAGAAAGCGAUACGAAGAAAAUGUGGAGAAGUUCUUGCGAUGAGUGCAACCCGGCCGAUAUGCAACGUUACAAAACAAGUUUAAGAGAUCGGCGUUAUUGGCAUGAUGUGAUGUAUUACAGCGCUGUUCAGUCCAACACAGGGAGCAAUUUCAACCAAAAGGGUUUUUUAUCGAAUACUCGUGGCAUAUUUGUUGAUUUUAUCGCUGGCAUUGCAAAGGAAUAUACCACAAUCCUCAACGACAAAAUACACGAAUUAAUGAGCGGACAAAAUAGUUUUCAUGAAUUAACCGAUGAACUUGUAGAGAAAACCGACCGAAUCGUAGAAGAUGAAAAUUUAAGGCUGAUGGACAGCAUGGAAAAAGUUUUUAAUGAGGCAGCAAAUCAAAUGAUGAAGCUUGCGACAAGGGCAGCAGAAAAUGAACACAAGCGAAUUGAAAGUACAUUAGAAGCUGAUUUAAGGAAGCGUUGUGACCAUAUAAGAAAAAUUCUUGAUUCAGCUGAAACACAAAUAGUUUUACUGGCAAAGAAUUAUUCGUUGUCCAAUGUUGCUGACAUAACGAAACGAAUACAACAAAACAAUGCGAGUAUUUUUAACUUAAUUAGCCGAAGAAUUUUUGAAGGUGUUUUAUCCAAAGAACGCACCAAAGUUACGGGUAGUUAUAGACAGGAAAGCACGCCACAUACUUCUCAUAAAGAAAAUGACUGUAAAAACGAUGCUGCCAAAGAAAACUCCAAUUUUGAGCAAGAUAAUUGCGACGAAGCUCUUUUUUUUUCAGUUACAAAUAUUUUGUUUUCAACGAAGAAUAAAAUCGAUGAAGUAAACGCAGAGUUCAGGAAUAAAGAAUUGGUGGAAAUAAGAAACAUGGUUUUAACACACAAUCAAAUGCUAAUCGAUGAGUUGAUUGCAGUGUUAGAUUUAAAACUGCUAAGUAUUGAGCAACUACUUAACAAGGCAUUUACCAACGUGAUCAGGACCAUCAAUCGUACGAUAUUCGGCGAGAGAACGAUUUAAUCUUGCAAAUGAACAAUCUCUACGGCAUCUCUUAAGCCACAUACCAAUCAUUCCUACUUAUCAACAUUAAUUUAAAGAUCCUUCCUAAAUAACAAUAACAAAUUUACCUACUACUCUAA